GCCCCUCCCCAACAUAAAUCCUGGCUACGCCCAUGGAUGUACACAAGUUGCAAACAAACUUUUGCAAAUGACAAAAGAAUUUCUACCUAUCGGUUGCGGUCAACCCUCAGAACCCAAUAUCUUUCAUAUGCGACUGCUGAAUGGUGGGGCACCACCCUGUUUUGUCCACAUUCUUAUCAAUAAGCCAUAUCCCAUAUUUACAAAUGGAAAAAUAGAAAAUGCUGGUCUACUUUUAUUUCCAGCCGCGGAUAAGGCACUAGGGGCAAACAUGUGGGACUACUUGUUUCAUAGAACGCUCACCCCUCAUGAAUAUUGAAAGUGCCAGGUAUAAAUAUGUAUGAGCUGCCUGUCAGUCUCUCCGCCGGGUUCCCUUCCACGCUCUUUCUCCCUGUCCUCCCGCCACCGGAAGUGCCCCGCCGACCGGCGGAUCGGGAACGGCCGAGAGCAACAUGGCGGCUACGGCAGCAGCGGCGGCGACAGGAGGAGCCGCAGCAGCAGCCGUGUCACGGACGCCGCCUGCUCGGCGGCCGGGCCUGGGCCUGGGGCUCGGCCGCCCUCCGCGCUCGGCGUCGCGCGGCCCCCGCGAGCGGCCGUCGAGCCCGUGGGAGCUGGUGAGGCCCUCGGUGACGGAGCUCUCGCGGGCCGUCAGGAGCAACAUCCUGUGCACGGUGCCCGGCUGCGGCAAAGUGCUGCCCAACCCGCCGGCGCUGAGCAUGCACCUCAGCAAGGCCCACGGCGUGCAGCAGCAGGAUGGAAAAAUAAAUCCUGCAAUAAGGAAAGACUUGAAAACGCCACAGAAAUACUACUGUUGUCCUAUUGAAGGUUGCCCUAGAGGACCAGAAAGGCCUUUUUCACAAUUUUCUCUUGUAAGACAGCAUUUUAUGAAAAUGCAUGCUGAAAAGAAGCAUAAAUGUGAUAAAUGCAGCAAUUCCUAUGGCACCAUAUGGGAUCUGAAGCGACAUAGUGAGGACUGUGGCAAGUCUUUCCAGUGUACUUGUGGAUGCCCCUAUGCUAGCAGGACAGCAUUAUUGUCUCAUAUUUAUAGGACACAGCAUGAGAUCCCUGUUGAACAUAGGGAUCCACCAAGUAAGAAAAGGAAAAUUGAAACCUCUGUAUCCAAUCAGUUGGUGAGAGAAAAAGUUAAAGGAGCUUCUGCCAGUGUCCAGACCAGAUGUACUAGCACUAAAGACUUGGAGACCUCUGAGAUGAAGCCAGCAGCUUCCUUUGAAGAUUCUAGCUGUUCCUAUACUACUAAGCAAACACAAACACAGCCAAAAAAUUCACCAAAGUUGCUUCUGCCAAAGCCAAAAGUGGCUUUGGUUAAACUCCCUGUAAUGCAGCUUACUCAAUUGCCUAUCUUUGUAUCAGCACCAGACUCUUCUGUCAAACCCGUUGUAGUUGCCGUUGAUGACAAAGGCUCUGUUAUGAGUACUGUUCACUUAAUGCCUCUGCCGGUAGGAUUUAUGAUACCGGGACUGGAGGCUGAAACACUUGCAUUUAAAAGCACCUUGCCCCUUUCAAAAACCAAAAAUACUGGCAGUGUUGAGCCAGUCAGCACAGGUAUCCAGGUCAAUUUGGGUAAAGGGGCAUCAGAUAAUACAAUCCAAGAUCUGGAAGCCAUAUGCUACAAGAACGGGAUUUGUUCAACAAAUGUGCAGACGGACUUAUCUUAUAUUUCGCAGAACUUUGUGACAUCUGCAGCCUGGACUCCUGAUUCAUCGGUGUCCUCUUGUUCUCAAACAGACCUGACAUUCAGCUCUCAGGUUUUGUUGCCAAUUAAUGUGCAGACGCAGACACUGUUACCCAGUUCAAAGUUGACUUCUUCCAUAGCUGCUCAGACAGAUGCACUUGCACAGGCUUGCUUUCAGUCAUGUGGAAUUUCUCGGGAGACUCAGACCAAUAGGUCACAGAAAGAUAUUGAUGGGAGAGUACAAAUGGACCAGGCUGUAAUGUGCAAUGACAUUUUUGACAGUGUUAGUUCAUUCAGUGAUUCAACCACAGUGGGACUUCCAGGCAGCAACUUGAUGGCUGCAGGCCUGGGUCAAAGUCUGCUGCAAAGAGGAAGUUGCAAAUCUUUGAGUCCAGACACCAAGUGUGAGCCAGUUAUCAGCUUCAGUGCACAAAGUAAUAUUCUCCCACAGCAGGUUAUGACAGACAAUCAGACCCAGACAAUGGAGUUACUGAACGAUCUUGAAACUAUUUUUUCUAAUAACACAGCGGGUCAGUCAUUGGAUAACCGUAGUCUUUUGACUGACACUAGCUCGCAUGCUGGCACACCCUUGCCUUCUGGCCCUACGCAGAACGCAGGAAUUGAUUUUGACAUUGAGGAUUUCUUCACAGCCUCCAAUAUCCAGACUCAAACAGAAGAGACCCAACUUGGCAACCUGAACUCUGAGCCAGUCUUGGAGUUGCUAGAUAUUGAAACCCAGACAGAUUUAUUUUCAGAUAAUGCCACCCAGUCCUAUAGCUGCAGGGGUAAUCCCAAUUUCUUAGGUUUGGAGAUGUUUGACACACAGACCCAGACUGACUUAAAUUUCUUUUUAGACAGCCCCUAUUUGCCUUUGGGGAGCAUCUUGAAACAGUCUACCUUCUCUAUGAGCACAGACUCAUCUGAUACAGAAACACAGACAGAAGUGCAUUUUCCUGCAAAAAAUUCCUCUAACCAAAUGGCAGAAAGCAAAGUCCAGCUGAAUAGUGCUGAAACACAGACCAUGGAUAGCUGCUUUGAAACCCUUGGCAGUUUAUUUCUUACUAGCAAUGAGACUCAGACUGCUAUGGAUGACUUUUUGUUGGCUGACUUGGCCUGGAAUACAAUGGAGUCACAGUUCAGUUCAGUCGAAACACAGACUUGUGCAGAAUUGUGUUCUCUGUUUCAGGGUCCUGAUAAAUCAAACCAUUGAGUGCUGUUCUCAAACUCUCUUUUCUUUGAGGAUUAAGUUAUGUGUGGGUAGGAGAAACUGACAUUCAAGUCACCUCCACUGAAUGUAAUUGACCACAUAUGGUUGGUUUACAAACUAUGUCCUACUAUAAGGUACUUUAACUGUUUUGUGUUUACUAAUAUGAAUCCCGUGUGCAUAUGUUCACUGCUGUGUGUUUGUGUAUGUUUGAACACUUCAUAACUGGUAGUGAUCUUGUGUCUGGCCUCUGCUAUGCUGAGUUACAUUUAAAAAAACUCUUAAGUUCCAAACUCAUAGCUGUUAGUAAUAGCUUUCCUUUGACCUUGACUAUUAAUGCAGCAGUCCUGUAUUUGGGAAGAAGUCCACUAAACAGAGUGGAGUUCUUGAGUAAUCAAACAUGGAAUUGUGCUGUGGGUUUUUUGUUUUUGUUUUUUAAUGGACCAAAACCUAGUUUUCUUCAAAUUCAGGCUCAUUCCCCAAAUCCUGAAAAUGCAGCCCUUCUCUUUUUUGUUCUUGUUUUUGGAGUUCUUUGUUGCAAUUCAGCUCUACUAGGGUUACAUCAUGGUUGUGCCCAAGAAUUUCUACAGAUUCACGCUUCCGCAUGUUGCUGUGACAUAGGCUAACAAUUUGGCAGGAAUGUGCCCUACAUACUUGCAGCAGCUUGUUGCUUGCUAGAAAACCAACCAAGUACAGAACAAGUUUUUGCUCUCUCUCUCUCUCUCUCUCUCUCUCUCUCUCUCUCUCUCUCUCUCUCUCUCUCUCUCUCUCUCUGUCUGUCUCAUCUGGCUUCUAAUUCAUAUAGAUUUAGUAAGACUUCAUAUUUGUGACUUAGGGUAGGUGGACAACUGAAUAUUGACAUCACCAUGCUAAGUGUGCAGUAGUACACUUUGGAUUGUGUACAACUAAACUAUACUCAGACUAGGAUUACUGAAAUUAAUCUAAUUUAGUCAUGUCCAUUAAUUUCAUUUGGUCUGCACAGUGUAUGACUAAUGUUGAAUACAACCCAACAUGUUUAACAUGGGUAAAUCCUUGUUGAUCAUGGAUUCAAUUUUCUUGAAACAAUGUUAGUCGCCUGUAAGGUGUUUAGUUUCUGAACAGUCUUGCCAGGUUCUAGCAGACAGUUUGGAGUUAAGCUCAAUGGCUUGCAAAAAUCUAAGGAAAAAGUAAGGAAAAGAAAGGAAGGCACCAAUGCAGAAAUGAGAGACGAUACUUCAAAUGUACACUUGGAUAUAUGUUAUUUAAUUCAGUGCAUUUUGUGUCAGCAGCUCUACUGGUUUUCAUUGCCCAAUGCACCUUUCAAUUCCCAAUGCACCUUUUUUCUUUUUAAUCUGUCCUAAGAUCUUAUGUCAGACAAUCACUUUGGAAACAUAGCUGCUAGGCAAGCUACGAGAAAGCAGUGAGUUACUAUCUGCUCAGGACAAGAUCACUAGGAAGCUCUUCUACCAAGCAAUAAAGGAAAGUGUUCAUCAAAGUAGCAGAUGGCGUGUGUUCAGCUACAGCUUUUACCUGCUGUUGGACAUACAGUUCUGUUUGUGAUUGAAUUCUUUAAAUUCAUGUUGAGCCCUCAGCUCCUCCAAGAACAACUUAUCUUUCAAAGGGCAAAAAAACUUAGGGCUAGGAUAGAGGAUCUGUGGUCCUCCAGAUGUUCCUGGGCUACAACUGACAAUUGUCCCUAUUGGCUGAGGCUGAUGGGAGUUGGGAGUUCAGCAGUAUCUAGAGAGCACCAUGUUCAGUGGUAGGGUCUGUUGUUGUCAUUGUAUAGUGCUGCUAAUGGUCUGUCAGCAAAGACACAUCACUUCCACACUGAUUUUGUGUCUUACGUUCUAAUUCUCACCCAACAUACUCUGGGCAAAGUCUAAAGUGUUAGCAACUACUCAGCGUAUCUGUUGAUGUUCUUCAGAAACUUCCAUUUCUGUUUUUUGUUUAUUGAAGAGAAUAUUCUACACUGAAUAUCCUACACUGGAUAUUUGCAAUCUUCAAUAAUUGUAUGCAGGGUUUAUUUUUUCUCUCUCCAAGCAUUUAUUCCACAGAAUUGAGCAUCAAUUUCCCACUGAGCCUUGGAUAAGCAUUUGGAAGAAGAACUCUCAACUGGGUCCUGUACGUACAUAACACUUUGGUAUGCACCAGCUGAUUGCUUCAGCCAAAGAGUGGCAAACAGCUUCCAGGUUGAUGCAAGUUACACACUGUUCUUCAAAAGUGCAUGGCACAUCCUUGAUUGAUGCUGUUUAAUGAGCAAUGAAGCUGAAAAGAUGCAGUUUGGUCAGAGUCCCAGGCAGCAGUGAAGUAAUGACAUCACUCGGGUGCACUCUUUAUGUAUCAUGCAAGUUGUUUUGAUCUAAGGUCAAUUGCCAGGAGUGGUACUGUUAUUCCUCCAUGGCCACAUGAAUUAUUUGAUUUAUUACUUGCCCUUCCACCAUAAGAUCCCAGGUUGGUUCACAACAAUUUAAAAUACAUUAAAAAGAUGGCACUCCAGAGAUUUAACUAUACCCUUGUUGGGAUGCAACUAAAAAGUCCCUCAUCCCACUGAAGCUUAGUGCUUCCAGUGCGAAGCUAGUGUCACCCGGCUUGCUGUGGUAUACAGCUUGGUAGUUGCAGUUCAGAAUGUAGUAGCCUAGGUGCACUUUUGAUUAAAGUGUCCAUGGGCACCUUGAAGUGUGUUUGAAUUGUUGAUGCGUAUCUGUGGUCAGGGUAUUCAGGCGCUAAUAUGAGUAUGUAUAUUAAGCUUUUCCACAAACAAAACAGGCAGCUGUCCUGGGUCCCCAUUAAAGUACCAUUAAUGCAGUGGAGAUCAUGUUGGUAUAUAAUCGCCUUUUUAAGUUGAUGUGAUUGUCUUUAAGCAACUACUUAUAGAUAGGUACUGCCAGUGCCAAUAAUGCAGAUUGACCUUUGGGCUCUGUUCUGUUACUGCUGUCUUAUCCUACAUAGGGUGCUUAUGCAAUAGCUCGCCUUGAAGUGCUGCUGUGACUAAAUCCAUGCAUUUCUGCUUGUGGGGGAAGAAAUGUUCCACACUCCUUGGACUCAUACCGGUAGAAGAAGACUUAAAAGCCAUCCACAGCUCAGUGUACAAAACUACAGUAGCUUAUUUUCUCCUCCAGGAAUGGCAGAUCUCCUGCAUGCCCCACUUUUGGCUAUCUUCUUUCUUUAGUAGGAGAUUCCAAGAAUAUAUUUGCUAUAGAGAGAAAAUAUUGACUCAGCCUGGUCAUAUUUGCAGAAAAGACCUAAUUUCUGAGCAACUUUCACGUUCCUGGUAUCCUUUUAAAGGAGAUUUUGAGACUGUCUUCAAAAUGAAUCUUGUAACAUUUCGUUCUUUGGUUCUAUUAAGUGUUCCCCACCACCACCAUUUCAUCAGAGUAAUUGAACCAGAAUGUUCAGUUUGCAACUGUCUGCACACAAUCCUUGUAUUUGAUUAAUAUGAGGUAAUUAAAGGGAGUCUGGUGCAUAAGCUACAUCUUCUGCCUUUGGUUUUCCAAUUCCAUAGUAUUUUCUAGCAAUCAGGGUAACCUACCUGCUAAUGAGGAAGCAGUAAACAGAUUUGAAUUUUAAAGAAUUGGUUUAUAUACAAGUGUUUAGCAGGAUUGUCACGACCUAGACACAGAGGGCCUACUUGCAUGACACAAUAGCUGCAGGAAGGUAAAUUUCUGUCAGCAUGAACCACCUGACCUGGAUAGAGGUUGAUACCACAUAUCCUCCUUCUGAGCUGGAGAUUAUCCCUUGUUAGAGCUAAACCACCCAGCCCACCACAAAAGACUUAUCAAACUCAGCAUGUUGUUGUCAAAAGCAAACUAAGAAUGUCCUGCUCAGCUUCUACAUAUUAAUAUUCUACUUCAUAGAAAGUGAAAGAUGCUAAUAUACAUACAGAUAUCUUAGUGUUUGUGUGACUAGCCCUGAUUGCUAUAGUACUAAGAAACAAGAAAUGCCUUUCUCUCAAUCUGAUUGACACUGAUAUAUACAGGCAUGAUCUUCUUUACAAUCCAUAAUACAGCAUGCAUGGUGCAUAUAGUCAGCUGACAUUUACAUCAGCUCUAACUUGAGUCCUGUCUUCUAUGGGGAAACUUUCUCAUCCUUGAAAUUCUUCACUUUUUAUUCAGUUAAGGGUUAAAAUUAACUUGAACUAAAAACCAACCAUAUUUGUUUUUCGGCAAUGAUAAUAAUGCUAGUACUACAAGUUACUACUCAUCUCAGGCAAGCAACAGGGUUUGGUUGCUUCCUUUCUCACCUGCUUCCAGAGGGCUAUCUUAGAUGUCUUUUUCAAGCGUCUGAUAGCAGGGCCUAACACUCACUGUACUGGGUGA
This is a messenger RNA of Zootoca vivipara (common lizard), 7189 nucleotides long. It is a transcript of the gene ATMIN, whose product is annotated as ATM interactor. Lineage: Eukaryota; Metazoa; Chordata; Lepidosauria; Squamata; Lacertidae. Gene Ontology annotation, cellular component: nucleus. Gene Ontology annotation, biological process: positive regulation of transcription by RNA polymerase II. Gene Ontology annotation, molecular function: transcription cis-regulatory region binding; DNA-binding transcription factor activity, RNA polymerase II-specific. The record is from RefSeq and is a predicted model, not a curated record.